GCAGAAUUAAGUGCAGCAUGCAUCCUCUGAUGAAACAAUGGCAAGCAAAUGGAGAAGAUCAAGGGACACAGCUAAUGGUAGCAAUCUCAAAUAUUCUCCGAUCACUUUGGUGACACCUUUCUUAAGAUCAAAUGGCUAAUGAAGCAAGGAAUGCAUUAUUAGACCCAGAGGAGAACAAAACAGAGGUUAAACCAGAGAGGACAUUCAAUUGCCAAUAUUGUGAUCGCAUCUUCACAAGCUCGCAAGCAUUGGGUGGCCAUCAAAAUGGCCAUCGAAGGGAACGAGAUGCUGCCAAGAUUGCUGAACAUGAAGCUGAGAUCUUCAACAAGCAUCCCCAACUCCUUCCCAUGUUCUCACCCCAAACUCAUCUCCACACAACUCAAUCUUCCACACCUGCUGCUAGAAGCCACUUCCGUCCAUGGAUUCACCCUCCUUAUCACCCAGAGCCGCGACAAUCUUGUUAUCACCCUUAUCAUUUGCCAUCAAGGAUUGAUCCAAGGUAUUCUCUGCCGCAAUCUUUCUCAGCUUCUCCUUAUGAUCAGCACUUGGCAAGAGAAGAGCAAUGGAGAUUUGCAAACUGGCAAAGGAAAUAUAACCCGAGAUAUGCUGGCACAUCCAGGACCAUGAAAGAAUCAAAUGUAGAACAGCAAAAUAUGAUGGUGCCAUUGCCUGCAAGCUUAAACUCUGCAUUCGAGCGUGGGAAUAAUGAGGAUGGUAAGUCUGCCAAGGAAGGAGAGAUCGAGGAUGGUAAGUCUGCCAACGAAGGGGAGAUUGAUCUUACUCUUCAUCUCUGAAUGGUGGUUAACUGAAGAUCACUUUUUGUGGAAGAAUCGCUAGUUUUUGAACAUGAGCUACAAUAUGUUAUCCUGUUUUCUUGCUUGUUACUGGAUUAUGGUUAUAGUUGGUGAGUUGAGAAGUGCUUAAAUUAUAUUAUACAUGGUUUGGCAACGGAUUAUAGUGGAUCUUGAUAUAUAUUGUCAUUCUAUUUUCGAUAUGAAAGUUUUCAUUGUUGGAACUUUCAUCUCUUUCUAUAUGUAUUUAUGCGGAUAAUUGUUUUGCUGAGUUGACAAAGGGUUUAUUUAGGUGAAAAUUUUCAUUGUUGGAACUUU
Zingiber officinale is the source of this 1109-nucleotide messenger RNA. Its product is annotated as zinc finger protein GIS-like. The transcript has 2 exons. NCBI's taxonomy places the organism in Eukaryota, Viridiplantae, Streptophyta, Magnoliopsida, Zingiberales, Zingiberaceae. The record is from RefSeq and is a predicted model, not a curated record. The coding region runs from base 132 to 794 and encodes 220 amino acids. Gene Ontology annotation, biological process: negative regulation of abscisic acid-activated signaling pathway.